This is a messenger RNA of Porites lobata, 8753 nucleotides long. Lineage: Eukaryota; Metazoa; Cnidaria; Anthozoa; Scleractinia; Poritidae. The record is from the annotation of a GenBank genome assembly.
CAGCUCAUCACGCGGGUCACUGCAGUCUGCUUUAUAUUCAAGAAUUUCGUGAACCUGAUGACAUGUUACAAGUUUGAAGAAUUCGUUAUCGUUUUCGAUGAUGCCCUUGAGUGUGGACGGAUGGCACUGGGCUAAGAAUUCACGGUGUUUAAUAUCGCCUGUAGACGAGGUCAGUAUCUGAGAAACUUCUUCACAGACUUGUUUUAUUCAUUGAGUGAAAUCAUAUUGUGCAACAUCACUAUGAAUUUUAGCUGAGUGCAAUAUUGCGGUAAACAUCUACAUGCCAACAGUUUUGUGUGCUCGAAGAGGAGCUCAACUCAAACCUGUUAUCUCUUGAGAUUUGUUUAGCGACGGUGGGUUUUCAAAAAUCAUUUCUAUAGAUUUCUUCGAAGGGCCUAAAACGUUAAACUCAGCUGCAUUGAAAUACAAUGUAGUACUAAAUCGGAAAUCAACACAAACGUAUUGUUGCUUAAAAGUUAAUAAUAUAAAUAUUAAGUUUUGUCGUAAAACAUAUAAGACUUAAUUGAAGCUUUUUUGUGGUUACAUUUUCAGGCAGCUGUUUCAUGAAAAUUCUUUGGAUUAUGGGCUUAUAUUAUGACCGUUCAGAGUAUAUACCAACUAAACUAGCAUCAGGCUGCAGUUGUAAUUGGGUUGAUUCAGAACAGAUUGAUUGUUCUAUGAAAGUGACCGUAUGUUAGUCAUGUCCGGACAAGCUUUGUGACAGACUUCAGUAUCGAAUAUACAAGGUACUUCAAAGGAUCUAAAAAGCAGUUUCCUGGCUUAAAAUGGCCGAUGUGGAAAUGGCAAACGUGACUAAUGGGUCUACAACUAGAAUACGAGUUGUGACACGCAACGGGUCAACCAGCAACAAGACCGCAACUAAUAAACACUCCUUGUCCGACGACAAGGAGUCUUCUACAGACGUCCCACACGAACUCUCAGAUGACCUAAAGCUAGAAUCAGUCGAUAUAAGUUUGAUUCAGCGGAGGACUUACUUACUUUCCGCCGGAAUUGGGGACACUAAUCGGUCUUUCAAUCGUUUCAAAGGUUGGAUCGGUCUCGUAAUAUGGAUCUUCAAUAUGGUCAUUCACUUCGGUUUGGAUUUUUACGAGGCGGUAUUUGUGUUUGAAGUGUCUUGGGCAACAUGUAUUGGUGUGUUUCUAAUAACGCUUGUAGCUUGCUGUUACUCCAUGAUAAGGCAUUCUGUUCCAUGGUUUAUUAAGGGGGUAAAAAAACUCAAGAGAGAUGGACAUUAUCCCAAGACUCUAAAACGUGUUUACCUUAUAUUCAAGGUAAGUAUGUGUCCAUUGUCGCCAAUGUUCUAAUCCCCCCACUGUUUGUAGUUUCCUUAAUGAAAUUGUUUGGUAUUUUAUCAGAUUCUUCUCAAAAUGUUUAGAGGGCCAAUAACUGUGAGAUUAUAUCAAUCACAAUCACACCCCUGAUGUAUCCAAUUCUUCGCGUUAUCCAUCCAACUGCGCAUUCAUUUUAAAUUCAUUUAUAUCAAAUUAGAUACCGGGUAUGCUGGAUUUGCUCCCUAUGCGAUUAUCUCUAGGAAAUGCAAAUAAAUCCAGAAAUAGCCCGAGUGUAUAUAUAUUUUAAGGAUCCUUUUAUCGCUUCCAACCUGUUCCCCACCGAUAUCUAAUCAAAUACAUCAGCCUCGCGGUUUUUAAUGUCUGCAUUAUCCUGAUCUCAGAAUUUACUCUUAUUCUUUCUAUUCGUACAAACUGAAACGUUUUGCACCUCAAUUUUUUUGGAGAGGAACUAAGAAGAAAGAAAUCUUUGCGAUUGAGUAGCUGUUCGAUCCCCGAGGUUUCUCAGAGUGAACGCUGUCUCAUGUAGUCUCUGAAAUGAUUUAUUUCACGGUUGUAUGUCUAAAAAUUUUUUUUAUUGUCCUCUUUUUAUCUAUUGAAUCAAUGAAAAAGAGGCGACCUACAGUUGUUUUUCAUUUGUGAGUGAUUAACAGAAACCAACCGAACGGAGGAGACAAUUACCUGUCUUUUGUAUCGAUAAAAAUAAAAUUUAAGGCCUUCAGGAGUUAUGGUUCGUGGAAACUAUAUUUAAUUGAAGUUAAAAAAAAAUUGUUUUGAACUGCAUGUUAAAAAUAAGACACUGUUUUCGUUUUAUGAAAACCCUGAUGGAAAACAUUUUUAGGUUUCAUUUCCUUGUCGAAAAACAAUAAUUGUUAACUUUUGCGAUGAGAUAUUCAUUUUCAGAAAGUCCGUACGUCUGUCAGUGAUUCUUAUAUAGCAGUUUGUUUCUUGUAUUUGAUUUGUUUGAUUUGAGUACUAAGUCCCUAUGACAAGGAAACUCUAGGUUGUCAACCGACAAGAAUGCUUCACACUGUUUCAGGCUGACGUUUUGUUUGAUUAAGAAAACUAAUUAGUGAGAACGUUUCUUAGGCAACCUUGGGUCCGAAGAUAAUUAGCAAUUAUUGUAUUGGGCUUUCGUAUGAUGUGAAGAAUUAUGUAGAUCGACUAGGAGGUAGCCUGUGUACAGCACCCCCCUCCCCUCAGUAAAAAUCGGAAAAGGGGAAGGUGGGGAGGGGGGUCUGCACACAGGCUACUAGGGGGGUGUUUCGGCCUCGGCGGAUAACACCCAACCUCCGAGAUCUGCAUAAUUCUUCAGAUCAUUCUUAAGCCAAAUCCAAUAGUUGUUUUUCUAAUUCAUCCAAAAUAUUUCAUACCUUAAAACAUACUUGGAGUCGAUUUUAAGUUCCCGCCUUCAUUUGCCUGCCUCUUGGCAAACCCAGGUUGUAAGCGGAUGUAAAGUCUAGUUAGUCUAACAGAUAUCCUGUCCUCUCAAUAGCAGUUGUUAUCGUUUCGUUUUUGCUAUCACUUUUUCGCAAAACAUGUAAAUUUUCCGCCAUUUUCUACUCGCAUUUUCUUCAUUAAAACAGCUGAGCUACUGCAACCUCGUCCUUGCAAUAGCCUGGACUAUUGACGUCAUUUUACCGGAUAUCGCAAAACGUCUUCAAAUAUGAUCAAUGCUAGCUGGUUAUAAAGCCUUAGCCGUGGGAUUUGAGCCAAACAGAAGCGGCGAAACGGUGAAAGGAAGAGGAACGCGCUUACCGAGAAGUGCCGGAUUUCUCCCUUCCCUUCGGAGCUCCUUUCGCGCGGAUUACAGUUAAAUCAUAAACGCUUGUGUAUCUGUAAUUGGAUGACUUAGUGCAAUGUAGCCUGGACUGUUUUUGGGUUACCCGUUCCCAAAUUCUAUAUUUAUAUUAGUUGUCCACUUAACUGGUGUUUAUACUAGUGCCGGUUUUCACAUUAGUUUUUUUUAUCAGUUUAUGCCGAUAGUUGUGGUUAUGUUUGCCAUGGGUGCAGCUAUGGGUCAAUUUGGAUGUUACGCUUAUGAUGGAGCUCUCAAACUCAGCUUCUCCAAGCUGUCCAAUAAGACUGGAGUCAUGAUUCCUACUGGAAUUGACGUGCUGUUCAACAUUCUCAGAGCAACAAGCCUGUUCCACAUUUUUUAUGGAUUUUGUCUGCUACUUGUGUUCCACUUGAGUUUGAUCUUCAUGAUUCAAAGCUCAAUGCGUGAAUUUAACGGUAAGAGAGACUGUUCCCAUUCAAAAUAGUUUAUCGUAUUUUUUUUCUACAGAAAUAAGUAGACAAGGUGUAAUUAAGAUAAAUCUCUUCUCAUGUUAAACGGCAAAUAGAAUUUCUUUUGUAUCCUAGCCUUAAUUGUCCAUAUGAACUAAAGUAAAUUCCUGGCUUUACCUGGGAACGGCGAAAGAUCAGCGGCAUGUAUUAUUUAGUAGGGAGGGGCGACCUCCCAUUUUUCCUUCUCUAAUCAGUCCUCUUCGGUCCGUUCCUAGGAUCUAACAGCUUGAGAAAGCUUCUGGAUUUUGUCCAACUGUCCUUUGAUUUCUUUGUAGGAGGGUGUUUUAAAUCCGUAUACAGUCGAAUCUCCAUGUGCGGCCACCUCUCGUAAGCUACCACCUCCUAUAAGCGACCACCAAUCCAAAACACCAAAUUUUUACGAGUCAAAGCCUCACAGUUGGAACCUCUAGUAAAUGACCACCUCCUGUAAGCGACCGCAACCACUUUUUGGGCCGUACGGUUAAUGAUUUUCCAUUGUUUUUAAAACUUCUUGUAAGCGACAACUUGACGCAUUCUCUGAUCUCUAUGUUCGCUGUGUGCACUAUGCUACGUAGAUUAUACGAAGAACUUUAGUGACAACAUGGAACUACAAAUGUCGUAACUUAGACAUUGCAUGCAAUAAGUAAUCUACCAUAAAGAAGAUGUGUCUGGACCUCUUCUCGGAAGACUGGGUGCCCUGUGGUUCGAUUCUUCUAAGCGACCACUCAGUCUUUGCAUUUCUGGUGGUCGCCUACGGGAGGUUCGACUAUGUACACAAAAGUUUAUGGCCUAAUACUUAUAACAUUUUGCCUUUUGCAUGCCCGCCCCUAGACGCGAAGGUGAAAGGCACGCGAAAAAUUGGUGAGACAGUUGAAUUUCAUUUUUAACUUUGAUGUUCUCAUAUUACUUUUCGCUUCAGAUCGGAUGGGUAAACUUUUCCGUGAAAAUCCAAUUCAGGUGGCUUUUCCUGAAGCUGUCAAUCUUUUCUCUGCUCGCGCCAAGUUUGUUCGUGAAGGAAGCCAGAAGAGCACGGUACGUUAUUGAGUUUGCAAGUGCGUAGAUUAGAACUUAUUGGUGGGUUCACCACGGGAUGCAAAAUUUGUAUUUGAGCAGUUACCAGCAUCUUACAAACAACUUAUUGACCAACCGUAAGCAAAAAUCGAGAGCAAUGGACUAACUGGACAAAAACCGACCAUUUGACUAGAAAUAAAAUGACCUAUAUUAUAGUACAUUUAGAAUCUUUACAGCCAAGGAAGUCACGGAACUUGAUUGACCAAGUAGGUCAACAGCUAGCUCGAAACCUUUCGAGCUAACGUAUAUUUUAGUAUCAAUUUUCUAUUUUCUUACACAGGCUUUUUAUCUCAACAGGUUGUCCUUACCACUCUUCUGGUUGCCUGCAGUACUUCGUUUGUUCUGAAUGCGUACAACUUUUUGUUCUUAAAGCGGUUUGCUAUUUAUGUGUGGUUCGCCAUAGCACCUCUUAUCUGGGUGGUGUGUCCGCUUACUGGAGCAGCCUGGGUAACGAAGACUUACUUGAGGUACAAGCUGGUGGUGGUUAACGCAUGGGUUGAUAUCCCUGAGGUAUGCUAUGGAUGACGUUUGUUCAGUAAAAUGCGGUAAAAGAUAACCAACCCUUGAUGACAGGUCUAUGGCUGUCUUUACACUAGGCUGUUAAGUAAGACUUAAGAGCUGCUAAGUUUUACUGAUUCAAAAAUUCGUGUGUGAAGGCCUAAGUAAAAUCUCAAGUAACUUUACUUUGCACCUCAUUAAAGUCGGAAAGUUGAAACGAUUCAAGAAAGUUUCAAGCGACUUGAAAACCAUCCUUAAAACCGACUUAGCUGACUUGCUGUUACUUGCGGUUUCUUGAGGUUUGAGAAAGGCGAAACACGUCAAUCAAUCGUAAUUAUGUUGCGUGGGAAAAUAGCCUUAAGUUAACCUGAAGUAAAAAAAGAAUCGGUUGUGUGUGAAGCUUUAUUUUACUUGAAGUAAUUAAAAUUUACUUGUCUUGAAAUAUUUCUUACCUUAUUUAGGCUCUAGUGUAAAGACUACCUAUAUGAUCUUCAAAAGCUCGUAGUACUCGCAAACAGGGAGUUUCUUUUUGGUGAUGGUGCAGCCAGCACAUAUGAUCUAAAAGGGAAGUCUUGAAAGUCACUGAACAAAUCUCACAACACAAUAACUACCAACAAUAGUUUCCGCAACAUCAAGGAGAACCGCAUUCUCCGUACGACUCCAGCACAACCCCACAUCAAGCUAAAGCAUAGGUCGGGAGAGAUGUGGAACCUUUGAGAUUUUCUACAAUUUGUAGGUCAUGACUUCACUAGAAUGCAAAAAUUAGAAGUGAGGUUUUCGAGUAAUGUUCGUUCUUGUUUGAUUACAUGAUGAUCAGUCUGAGUCCUUUUCCGGAGGUCUGAUUUUGAAGUAUCCAUCCAAGUCAAGGCUGUGAUUUGCAGGGCUACGUCUUGCGAUAUUCAAUGCAAGCCUGCUUUUGUGGCGGUUUAUUCCCACGUAACAUGUUCCCUUUCGGUCGCAAAAGGCUGGCGGUUUUUUUGGAUAACUAUACUUACGUUUUUACUUUUAUCAAUGUUUGCAGGAACACGAACUUGAAGCGUUAGCGCAUGACUAUCUACACCAGUCACAUUCGGACACUCGGUCCAGGUCGCCAUCACCGAUAAGGGCCAGGAGGGGUACUCCUAGUGAGGAGAAAAUAAGGUCCAAAGAAGCGCCUGAUAAGAAAGACGCGGUGGGAUUUAAGAAUAAAGGCUUUACAAACGAUGACUGCAAUGAAGCGGUUGAAACAGAGGCCAAAAAAGCUCCAAAUUCGAGGUAAUAAUUCCAUGAAGGAAUACUCUUAUUUUUCAGCAAUAAUUUUCGCUAGACCGGAUCUUAAAAAUCGCGAAACUGAAAAUUUAACACGCGGACUUUCAUACCCUGCAACAUAGUUCUUUAGUCUACAUCAAUAUCAGUGUAUUAUAUUGGCUAGUCCAUGUUCUGUUUUACAGUUUUAGCGUGCGAGCUCUCUUCGCCUAAAUCGAUUCCCUACUCUUGCGGCAGGGAGUUCUUGUAAGAUAUCAGUGGUGCAGCUGUCAAGCACACCUUCCAGUAAACACGUCUUUCACACAUGUUUUUAAAAUUUUUCAGGAAAAACAGUGAGAUAUCCAUACAUUUCUCUGCGGACGAAAGAGCAUCAAAACUCAAACGAGGAUCAUUACGAGGCACAACUCUCAAUAAAACACCGGAGAUUUUACUUACAGAUUACGAUCAGGUUAAUGAAAACGCCGUUUCCUCUCAGACAUUGAAUCUCAGGAGAUCCAAAAGCGAAUCUUCCUUGACAGAUGUUGAAAAAGUUGACAAAUUUCCAGGGAAUCAGGAAGUGGCUCUAAGCGGAAGCUCAUCCAGCGAAAACGUCCCUGACGUGGUGAGAAUAGACAUAGAGGGAUCUCAGUCUUCUGAAAACCCAUCUCAAGCCACUCAAGGAACUCUUGUUUCCAGUGGCACUUUAACUUCCUCGUACAAGUCUACCUCGUUAAGCGAUUCCACUGAUCGCCGUACGAGUUCCGAUGGCGAGCGGGUUGCGGAAAAAUUGACAGUGCCUUCUCGGGAUGAAAGUGCCCAGAAAAAAGGCGAAAGCCAAGACUCUCUACCCAGAGUAAACUUUUUAACUGGUAUGGCGAAAACGUUUCAUCAAUGGCGAACAAAAACGAAGAAGAAGCGUAAGUUUAACUACGAAAAGUACAUUAUCUAUUUGGAGAGUAUUUUACCUACAGUGGGAUUUUCAAUCGGUGGAGUUAUUAUUACUUUCAAUGGAAUUUAUACUUUUAUUGUGGUUUUAACAUUUUUAGUCGGCGUCUUCGCUCAAGAAGCUUUUUUUGGAAAUUAAUGAAAAAGUAGGUUCAUGAAGAUAUGAUUAAGUUUGAUGAUACAAAGACAUCAAUACGGAAAGUUUUCAAGUUAAUGGAGACUGAAAAGUUGGUGAAUAGAUAAAUGCAGGUAAAUUGAGAAGCUGGAAAAACUUGCAGGGUCCAUUGAAAAUUCAAAAGGUCUUUUAAACCCCCAAAAUAUGAUAUUAACUGCUACCCGUGGUCCUUCGAUGAUCAAGUAAAUGUGUACUGAUUUUCAGUUCACACUCCCACACUAUUUAUUAUGUUAUCCUGUAGUUAUCAAAUCUAUUUAAAGCAAGUAGCAGAACUACUGCUCCCAUAGUCCCAGCCUGGGAAUCGUAGUCCCACAUUCCUGUAGUCAAUAAAUCUACGAGUAAAUACCUUUAUUGCUUCCGCAGUCUCGUAGUCCUGUAGUCUAUGUCUCUAUUAACAUCAGGUAAGUAGGUUUAAAGAACGAAAAAUGAUACAAUGCACAGUUGUACGUUUUUUUCAAUUUCGUUUGACGAUUGCGGGACUGCGAGAGCAGCCUUUAUAGGUGAAUUUUUAGUGGACGGGUAUUCUAGAAUCUACUCAGUUAACGGUUUUCUAAAUUACGGCCAAAAUUUUCUAAAUGGACCGAUUUAGAUUUGUAAAGUUAGUUGUCGUCGAUUGUAAGUAAGAUGUGAGUCUAUAAUUGCUUUGAUGUUUAGAUAAUGGUCGUUUCUUUUUUACCAGAAAUCCUAUGACCCAACUGAAAGGAAAAUUUCACAAAAUAUGCUAACCAAGUUAGAUUUUCUGUGUUUCAAAUUUACAUAUUCUUAAUUGAAAGGUGUUCACACUAAAACAGUAUUUAAUGAAAAGCUGUAUAUUAAUUACUUGGAUGAUUCAAAGGACAUCGAAUAUCUUUGCCUUUCCCCGUUCAAAAGUGAUGAUUUUAUAUUUAAAAUAGUCUGCUAUUAUAAAAAGUCUAUUUCCUUAUUUUGGGAAAAUUUGAUAUCUUUAUUAUUACCUAUUAAUUAUUUCGUGGAUUCAGGACAAUUUUUGGAAAAGGCCUAUAAACGGCAAUAUAGUCACUCUGGUAGCUAUCAUUGAUGAAGCAUAUUUAUUACUUAAUUAUUUAGCAGAAAAAUUAUAUAACUGACGAGGGACAAUAGUUAGAAAUAGAAUUUGAGUUGGCAGUCGUAUGUGGACUCUAUGUAAUAUUUAAGACAUAUUAAAGAAAUGAUUUUUUGUAGAGGGGCGUCAGAGGUCAAACUUCUUCUGGUUUACAUUGACGAUAAUCUCAAAUUGCAAUGUUUGAUAAUAAAAAGAUCAGCGC